UUGAGUACAUGAUCCUGGCAACGAUUAUCGCCAACUGCAUCGUCUUGGCAUUGGAGCAACAUCUACCCGCUAGUGACAAGACGCCGAUGUCGGAACGCCUGGACGACACAGAGCCCUAUUUUAUUGGAAUAUUCUGCUUCGAGGCUGCCAUUAAGAUUAUCGCCCUGGGCUUCGCGUUUCACAAAGGCUCCUACCUCCGCAACGGCUGGAAUGUAAUGGACUUCGUGGUCGUCCUCACAGGAAUCUUGGCCACAGUGGGUUCAGACUUUGACCUCAGAACUCUGCGAGCCGUGAGAGUGCUGAGGCCCCUAAAACUGGUGUCAGGGAUUCCCAGUCUCCAGGUUGUCUUGAAGUCCAUAAUGAAAGCCAUGGUUCCGCUGCUUCAGAUCGGCUUGCUGCUCUUCUUCGCCAUUGUCAUGUUUGCCAUCAUCGGGGUGGAGUUCUACAUGGGCAAGUUCCAUCAGUCCUGUUUCAAGCCUGGCGCUGAAAGAGUGGUGGACUGGCCGUGUGGUUCUGAGUCACCAGCCAGAACUUGCCCCAACGGCACCGUUUGCCAGGAGUACUGGACCGGACCGAACUUUGGCAUCACCAACUUUGACAACAUCCUGUUUGCAGUGCUGACAGUAUUCCAGUGCAUCACCAUGGAAGGCUGGGUGGACAUCCUCUACAGCACUAAUGAUGCUGUGGGAAACAACUGGAACUGGCUCUAUUUCAUCCCUCUCAUCAUCAUAGGCUCCUUUUUCAUGCUCAACCUGGUGCUCGGUGUCCUGUCGGGAGAAUUUGCCAAAGAGCGAGAACGGGUGGAGAAGAGGCAGGAGUUCCUGAAGCUUCGCCGACAGCAGCAGAUUGAGAGGGAGCUCACCGGAUACCUGGAGUGGAUCUGCAAAGCAGAGGAGGUGUUGCUUGAAGAAGAAGAUGAGAUUGCUGAGGAGAAGUCCCCGCUGGACGGUGCGUGGUACAAGAGAAAACAAAACCUUUCAGUUCUGAAGCGAGGCAAAAUCAAGAAGGAUAAAAAUGAUCUGAUUGGUGCUGAGGAAGGCGAGGAUCCCUUUGCUGACAUGUCCUCUGUUGUUCCCCCUGGCUCUCCGUUUGGUCGGGCCAGUGUGAAAAGCGGUGGGAAGAUGGACAGCUCGACCUACUUCAGACGUAAAGAGAAGCGGUUGCGCUUUUUCAUCCGGCGAAUGGUGAAAGCUCAAAGUUUCUACUGGAUUGUCCUGUGCUUGGUGGGCCUCAACACUCUGUGUGUGGCCAUCGUACACUACGACCAACCUGAGUGGCUGACCAGAGCUCUCUACACAGCAGAGUUGGUGUUUCUGGGCUUGUUUCUAACGGAGAUGACUUUGAAGAUGUAUGGCCUCGGAGCAAGAAACUACUUCCACUCGUCCUUCAACUGCUUUGAUUUUGGGGUUAUUGUGGGAAGUAUUUUUGAGGUCAUUUGGGACAUGAUCAAACCUGGAGCAUCGUUUGGGAUCAGUGUGCUGAGGGCCUUGAGGCUACUCAGGAUUUUCAAAGUUACCAAAUACUGGAACUCGUUGAGAAAUCUCGUUGUAUCCCUCCUCAACUCCAUGAAGUCCAUCAUCAGCUUGCUCUUCCUCCUCUUCCUCUUCAUUGUGGUCUUCGCUCUGCUCGGCAUGCAGCUCUUCGGUGGACAGUUUAACUUUGAAGAUGAGACACCAACAACAAACUUUGAUACCUUCCCAGCAGCGAUCCUCACUGUGUUCCAGAUUCUGACUGGUGAGGACUGGAACGCCGUCAUGUACCAUGGCAUUGAGUCUCAAGGAGGCGUUCGACGGGGAAUGUUUUCCUCCAUCUAUUUCAUCGUCCUCACACUCUUUGGAAACUACACUCUCCUGAAUGUCUUCUUGGCUAUCGCUGUUGAUAACCUCGCCAACGCCCAAGAGCUGACUAAGGAUGAAGAAGAGCAGGAGGAGGCAGCCAAUAAGAAGCUAGCCCUGCAGAAAGCUCUGGAAGUAAAAGAAGUCAGCCCAAUGUCAGCUACUAACAUUUCCAUUGCUGCUUUUGUAAAGCAAAAUCGAGAUGCACUCUCUCGCAGGUCGUCCGUCACCAGCAUUCAGUCACCCAAGGAGCAGCAGCGGUCUGCAAAGACCAUGUCAGUGUGGGAGCAGCGGACCAACCAGCUGAGGAAGCACAACAUGAAGACAAGCACCGAGGCCCUGUUCAAUGAGGUGGAUCCCGAGGAGCAUCUCAGGAUAUCAAGCACCCUCCAUCUGCAUCCCGAUAUGAAGACUCACACUGACCGACCACUUGUUGUGGAGGACAAGAAUGGUGAUCAAACAAGACCUGGAGUGCAGGAGGAGCCAGGAGGGCCCAGACAAGGUGGUGUAAGGGACAGCUUCCACACCCAUCCCAGGAGGCAUUACCACCACCGAGACAGAAAUGGUGAAGAAGGUGAUAGCCAGGGAGGCAGACACCACAGUCAUCACAGCCGGAGCAGAGAACACAAUGCAGAUGGUUCCCAGGAAAAAGAGAGGGGAGGGAAUCAUGAGGGAGGUCAGAGACACCACCACCAAACUGGUUCACCUGAAGAGGAUCCACGGGCAGGAGGAGCAGAGGAAAGAGGGCAUCGCCACCACCGCUCCCGUCGAACUCCGAAAGAGGGAAACAGCCGUUUGACAAAUGAUACACAAGAAGAGGGAAAAGGAAAUGGGGACAGCAAUGGCGAGAAGAAGCUGCAUUCUUCCUGCAUGGCUAAAGCUCAUUCUACUCUGAGUGGUGACGAAUAUAAGGGGAACAAAAAUGGAUUCAAAAGUAACAGGGAUAAACAGGUGGAUACUGAGGAGGACAGCCUUGCUGGCAGUUCUUUACAGCUGAAGCGGAGCAGUUUGACUCCGAGUGAAAAACAAGAAGAUGCUGACAACCAGAAGAACUCCACCAGGGCCAGCCAGGCUGGCCUCAACAGCAACGCUGUCCACAUCCCUGUCACCAUCACUGCCCCACCUAGAGAAACCACCGUCAUAUCUAUGAACAACAUCGAUUGUGACAACUUCCAGCUCAGCGAGGAGAAAAAAGAUCUGGAAGAGGAGGAGGCAGCUAACGGACCUCGGCAGAUCCUUCCCUACAGCUCAAUGUUCAUUUUCGGACAAACAAACCCGGUGCGACGCCUGUGUCACUAUGUGGUCAACCUGCGCUACUUUGAAAUGUGCAUCCUGAUGGUCAUCACCAUGAGCAGCAUCACACUGGCAGCCGAGGACCCGGUGCAGGCCAACGCUCCGCGGAACAACGUUCUCAAAUACCUGGAUUAUGUCUUUACUGGAGUAUUCACGUUUGAGAUGGUGAUAAAGAUGAUCGACCUCGGACUGCUCCUUCACCCCGGCUCUUAUUUCCGUGACCUUUGGAACAUCCUUGAUUUUAUUGUGGUCAGUGGAGCUCUGGUGGCCUUCGCUUGCUCGAGCCUUAUGGGAUCACAACAAAGUGUGGCCAGAGGAACGAAGGGGAAGGACAUCAACACCAUCAAGUCCCUCAGGGUCCUACGAGUCCUGCGGCCUCUGAAGACCAUCAAACGGCUGCCGAAGCUGAAGGCUGUAUUCGACUGUGUUGUGAACUCUCUGAAGAACGUUCUCAACAUCCUCAUCGUUUACAUCCUCUUCAUGUUCAUCUUUGCCGUUAUCGCUGUGCAGCUCUUCAAAGGCAAAUUCUUCUACUGCACCGACGAGUCUAAGGGUCUGGAGAAGGACUGCAGGGGUCAGUUUUUGGAGUAUGAUCGUGAAGAAGUGACGGCUCAGGCCAGAGAGUGGAAGAAGUAUGAGUUUCACUACGAUAAUGUUCUCUGGGCUUUCCUAACGCUCUUUACUGUCUCCACUGGAGAGGGCUGGCCACUGGUCCUGAAGCACUCUGUGGAUGCCACAUAUGAAGAUCAGGGCCCCAGCCCGGGCUUCCGCAUGGAGACGUCCAUCUUCUAUGUGGUCUACUUUGUGGUGUUUCCUUUCUUCUUUGUCAACAUUUUUGUGGCUUUGAUCAUCAUCACCUUCCAGGAGCAAGGAGACAAGGCCAUGUCGGAGUGCAGCUUGGAGAAGAAUGAGAGGGCUUGUAUUGACUUUGCCAUCAACGCCAGGCCGCUUACAAGAUACAUGCCAGAGAACAAGCAGUCCUUCCAGUACAAGAUGUGGAAGUUUGUGGUGUCGUCACCUUUCGAGUACGCCAUCAUGACUUUAAUCGCCCUCAACACAGUCGUGCUGAUGAUGAAGUUCUACGGAGCUCCAGUGGUGUACGAGUCUAUCCUGAAAUACCUCAACAUCGUCUUCACUGGCCUCUUCACACUGGAGUGCAUCCUCAAGAUUAUUGCUUUCAAUCCACUGAACUACCUGAAAGAACCCUGGAAUGUGUUUGACUUUGUGACUGUGAUUGGGAGCAUCACAGACAUUUUGUUCACAGAGAUAAAUACGAACAAGUUGAUAAACCUGAGCUUUCUGAGGCUGUUCAGAGCAGCUCGUCUCAUCAAGCUGCUGCGACAGGGCUACACCAUCCGUAUCCUGCUUUGGACCUUCGUUCAGUCCUUCAAGGCCUUGCCAUAUGUCUGCCUGCUUAUUGCCAUGUUGUUCUUCAUCUAUGCCAUCAUUGGGAUGCAGGUGUUUGGUAACAUCGAGUUAAACGAGGAGACGUCCAUAAAUCACCACAACAACUUCCAGACCUUCUUCCAGGCUCUGACUCUUCUGUUCAGAAGUGCAACAGGCGAGGCGUGGCAUGAGAUCAUGCUGGCUUGCCUCAGUAACCGACCGUGUGAUAAACUCUCAGGAAGUUCAGGGAAGGAGUGUGGCAGUGAUUUCGCCUACUUCUACUUUGUGUCCUUCAUCUUCCUCUGCUCCUUCCUGAUGUUGAAUCUGUUUGUGGCCGUCAUCAUGGACAACUUCGAGUAUCUAACUCGGGACGCCUCCAUCCUCGGGCCUCACCACCUCGAUGAAUUCAUCCGUGUGUGGGCUGAAUAUGACCCCGCUGCCUGUGGGAGGAUUUGCUAUCGGGACAUGUACAAAUUAUUGCGUUUAAUCUCGCCUCCCCUGGGUCUGGGGAAGAAGUGCCCCAACAGGGUGGCCUAUAAGCGAUUGGUGAGAAUGAACAUGCCAAUCGCUGAGGACAACACAGUUCAUUUCACCUCCACGCUGAUGGCUCUGAUCCGCACAGCCCUGGAGAUCAAGCUGGCAUCUGGCGUCCUGGCACAGCGUUUGUGUGAUGCCGACCUGAAGAGGGAGAUCAACCGAGUGUGGCCCAACCUGCAGCAGAAGACCGCCGACCUGCUGGUGACGCCACAUAAGUAUAAUGAGCUGACUGUGGGAAAAGUCUACGCUGCCCACAUGAUCUUUGACUACUACAAACAGAAUCGAGCCAAGAAACUCCAACAGCAGAACCCUUCCGGCAUCUCUCAGAAUAAACUGUGUGCGCUGUUCCGUCCUGUGCUGCCCUUCACUCACCUACACCAGGCAGCGCCACCAAUCAAACCACCUGCCCCACCAGAACCAGAGCCAGAAUCCAAACCAGAAGCCCCACCCAGUACCACCAGUACCACCGUCAACAGUGCCACCAGCCGGGACACAGUGCUGAACAAGAGGAGCAACAUAAAACAUUCCCAGUCUGGAGAUUUUUCCCAGGCGGUUGGGAGGCAUAAAACCCGGAGGAGGCUGCAGAGAGGCCAGUCAGAGGAUGUGCAGUAUUCCUCCAGAGCACAGCACCAGGCUGAUCCAAAGCCGGGGGAGAACAUUUCAGACUCAGAGGGAUAUCCCAGCCUGGAGGGCCAUGCCAGAGCUGCAUCUCUCCCUCGCCUGAAUGCCGAGUACCAUCGGAGCCACCCUCGCCACGCCCCCGGGACCCACCUGGCACCAAUUGUUGACCUCAGCCCAAUUAAACGCUCAGCGUCCUCAUUGACGCCACAGCACUCCCAACAGGAUUUCAGGUUGAGGGAGCACGACCUGGAACGGGUCGAUAAGACCUGGUCCUCUGCUGGACCAGAUCAGGUCCAGGGGCAGGACAGAGCCCACCACCAUCACCACCAUCACCGCUGCCAUCGACGCAGGGAUAAAGACAAAGACAAGAAACAGAAAUCUUUGGAAAAAACGUCCCCGGUGCAGCCGUCCUGCUCAGUCGGCUCAUUUGAAGACCCUUCAGCUGAUGGUUUGUCCAGAGAACGAGCGAGGGAGCGGGACCGCAGCCGCCCCCACGAGAGGAGACACCACUCUUCUGCUGGGGAGAAGCAGCGGUACUACUCCUGCGAUCGUUACGGUGGCAGGGAGCAGUUUCAGGCCAGGUCGGCCGGUCCGAGCCGGUCCACAUCUCCGGGAGACAGCCAGGACUCUGGUCUCAUCAAACAGCAGGGAAUCACUGUGGUGAAGCUGACUUCUGGUACCAACACACAAGGCCGUGGUCGCAGGCAGCUCCCACAGACACCCCUCACACCUCGCCCCGCCGUGGCCUACAAGACUCCCACUUCCUCAGCUCCUCCACUCAGUGCCACUGCCUCUACAACGGGGCCUCAGGCUCGCUUCGGCCGUGGCAUAUCAGAGCACGACCGUCUGCUCCCGGGCCACGAAGAGUCUAAAAUCCCAGUCACCUCCAUUGGUUCGGACUCUAAUUCGAACAGGCAACAGUUGGACUUCUCCCAGCCGGUCCUCCUUGAAGAGGGCGAGGACUUCCAGGACGCUGUGAGCAGCCAUGGUGGGGGACAGCCUUCCAGAAGCGCUGCUCCCACCUCAGCCUCACAGGGAACCGCUGCCACGCCUGGCACUGCAACCAGCACGCAGGGACGGGCAGCGGGAGUGCCGAACGGGUACCACUUCACCCUCGGGUCUGCGUCGGGGCCCGGGAGCAGAGGAACAGCGGGUCUCGGGGAGCGGGAGGAGGAGGACUGGUGCUAGCUGGGCGGAAAGCUUUGGAUAGAUACCUGAAAGCUAAAAAAGUGCUGCUAAGCACUGAUACCGGCCGGGUGCAGGUCGGUCCAGAAGGAAAGUCAGUGGACUGUUCUGUUAAAGGAAUUCACAGGUCAUUCCAGCUUUUUAGUGUUAAUUUGUAACAUCACAACCUCUUUACAGGAAAAAACUACUUUUUCUAUCCCGCUUACUUGCACUGAGAUUAUAGCACACAUGAAGACCCUUAACCUUCUGCCUUGGCUGGUAAAUUCAGAAGAAAUAAGCCAAAAUGUUCUGAAUGAAACUGUCAACCGGGCUUCAGACCAAUCAGAAUGCCUCAUUCCUGAUGUUAUCAUAGCUGCUCACACUGUUUAAUACUUUGUUGUAUUGUUUGUUGGUCACAAAAGUUUUAUCCACUGAAUAGCAUUUCAGAUUUGUUUGUUUAGCUGCUACUUCUGUGUAAUCUUUGCCAAAAAAAGGUUAGGAAAGAUGUUUUCAUUCAGGUCUUAAGAUUCUUCUAGAACGUCUGAUAAAUAUGUAGAAACCAUGAGUAGAAAAAGAGGCAUCAGCCAAUGGGGCAAAAAAUGUGGAAUCUCUUAGAUGAUGUUUAUUUUACUUUAAAGCUGAAAAAAAUCACAUAAAUAAUAAAGAGCUGUUUAAUUUAACAGAUGAUGACUUUUUAAAACAUCUCCAAACAAUUUCAUUACAUUGUUGUAAUUGGUGGCAUAUCUUUUUUCAGAUCAAGGAGGAGAAAUAUAGAAAAUGACCAAAUUUCCAGGAAAAAACGACAAAUUGCCUUUAAUUUACAUUAGUAAAACUUAUACCUGCACAGAUCUAAUUCUUCUAAUGGGUCCACAGUUAAAGGGGAGGGUUUGCAGAUCUUAACGAGCUUAUUUCCAGGAAGCAUGUCCAAGAGAAGGUCAAAUCAACAUGCAGGGCAGCAAAAGAUGCCAGUUUUCCCAGUUGGUUGGACAAAGUGUGAAGGUUGAAAAAGUGAAGCAAGAUCAUUUUAGAUCAGAGAAAGAUGACCUGAGUAAGUAACCUGUUGUUAAUGUUAAAUCCUAAGUUAACUGUAAUUAACCACCUUUUGUGUAAAGCUGAGUUUAAGCCUGAUUGCUGUCUGAGCUUUUGAACCAAGAGAUCACCUAAAUAGAACCUGUUUGACAACAUGAAGUAGGUCAAGAAAUCUUUUUUUCAGAAAUGGCCUCCGUAGGAGAGUGUUCUUGAUUUGACAAACAUCGACUCAUUUGUAUCUGUUUUCCAGCUGCAUGCUGCUUGGAGCUUUCUGUCCUGGUGCUUUGAAGCCUUUCUGGAUGUUUCCAUUUUUACACAUUUUCCAUUUUGUUUGAACUUGCUGCAACUUUUCGACCCAUCAACAGAUCAACAGACAUCUUGUGCUUCCCUCAGUGCUGGUUUACCUUCUAGAGUAAGUUUUCCUUUCCUUUCCAAAGUUUCAGCUGGACGCUGUCUUGUUGGGGUCACAUUUCCUGAAAAUCAAUCCUCUUCUUCGUCUCUUUUAGCUGCAGAAUCAGGCCUGUGCAGGUGUUUGUUGUAGAAAUGCAAAUUAUGGGGUGGUACCAUCAACACUGAUGGAUUGCUUGACUUUUAUGUCAGUAUUUGUGACAUUUCUACAUAUUUUUUGUUAAUUGCCUACGAAGUAAGUCAACCAAUUAUCCUCCAGUUGUCAGAUUCCACAUUUUCUGUCGCGUUUCCAUUUGUAACAUUUUUGUAAUCUGUACAGGAUGUGAAAGGUUUCUGUGCACACAGAACCAGAGGAACUCUUUUCUGGCAUUAAGUGGCCAAAUACCAAGUGCCUCGUUUACCACGACUCGUAAAGGUUUCAGCUUCGCCUCGGCUCAGAAGGACCGAAACAGAGAAAGCAGAGUGACAGUGGCUGGGAAGGAAAAUUUUACUGAACAAAAUUCCUGUUCAGUUUGGAUUUAAAUCCAGAAAUAUACAUUUUCCUUGUACAAUUCUUCUGGUGGUUAUGUUCAAAUUAGUACAAUUAAUUCAGAGUACGUGAUGUAGUGCAUGAUAAGGGUUGUGAAAACGUAGUGUUUUUACUUUGGCUGAAGGGUUUGUGGUAAGCAUUUGCCUUUAUUCUCUCAAAUAAACUGCCAGUCAGCCACAGAAAACGGUCUCUGAAUGGAGAAAAAGUGCCAUUUUUUAAAAUCUCUAUAAAAAAGGAAACAUUUCAGAAACACCUGCCUCCUCCAGCAUGCACCGUAUUUAUCCUCUGCCAUAAAAGCCCAGAUUUUCCGGGCUUUCCUUCUUCUCAUCUCUGAUUUUUAAGGGACCAGUGUGUGAGGGUUUGUUGGCAAAUGGACCUGUAUGUAAACUCACAGGUACUAUAAAAAGUUGUGUUGUUGCAGAUGACUGUUCACAAAGAAAUAAUAUAUUAAAAAGUAGGGCUAUGCAACAGGACGACACUUCAUCUUCCCGUAGCUUUACCCGCUGCAGUCCCCGGGUCCAGGCUUUCGUGAGACUGCGAGCGGAUUUCACGUUUGUGUGUGAAGAGUUGUAAAUUAAACGUGUAUUAUAAGAUGUACAGCUGAGGCAGAAAUGGCAACAAAGUGUGAAGCACCGGGUUUUAUCUUUUGUUUCUAUGUGUGGAGUCGAGUGCACGAUGCCUGCUUUAAAUCAACUGAUCCACAAAUGAAAACUGUGCUGCUGUCACGGCUCAAGAUGGGUUUUAUUCCAGGACGGCUGUGAAAAAGACUCGCAAACCCAGGAAUCUGCACAGGCCUAAAAUUAAAACCCACUCCAGGCUACUACAUGUAGGCUUUGCCCUCAAUCCUUACCUCUUUCCACUGGGCUCAACAUGAUUUCUUUUGAAAAGGUAAGGCUUGCUGUGUGUUAUAUGUUUGCUUUUGUCAAUAAAUUCUGAAAAAAGAA
Girardinichthys multiradiatus is the source of this 9746-nucleotide messenger RNA. RefSeq names its product calcium channel, voltage-dependent, N type, alpha 1B subunit, b (gene cacna1bb). Lineage: Eukaryota; Metazoa; Chordata; Actinopteri; Cyprinodontiformes; Goodeidae. The transcript has 50 exons. Gene Ontology annotation, biological process: calcium ion import across plasma membrane; chemical synaptic transmission. The record is from RefSeq and is a predicted model, not a curated record. Gene Ontology annotation, molecular function: high voltage-gated calcium channel activity. The coding region runs from base 9 to 6860 and encodes 2283 amino acids. Gene Ontology annotation, cellular component: voltage-gated calcium channel complex; neuronal cell body; membrane.